Molecule: messenger RNA, 8121 nt
Organism: Arxiozyma heterogenica
Lineage: Eukaryota; Fungi; Ascomycota; Saccharomycetes; Saccharomycetales; Saccharomycetaceae
Gene: NUM1
Product: Num1p
Exons: 1
Coding region: 1-8121 (2706 amino acids)
Biological process (GO): microtubule cytoskeleton organization; maintenance of protein location in cell cortex
Cellular component (GO): cell cortex; mitochondrion
Molecular function (GO): tubulin binding; phospholipid binding
Source: RefSeq, a predicted model, not a curated record
AUGUCAAAAAAUAAAGAAUCAUUGAAUACUGAUGGAAAUGGCAAUCUUCCUGCUAAAAGCAAAUCCUAUAUUAAUUUAAAAAAAUUUAAUAAUUUCUUAACUGAAUUAGAACAGGUCCAUAACGACAUAUCAGCAUCUGCACAAUUGAAACAAAAUAAUAUUCCAGCCUUAAAAAAUUCACAUUCUGAAAAUUUCAUAUCUAGCUUAUUACAAGACAUCGACACUCUAUCACAAUCUGACUUAUUCAAGUAUGACAACUUGACCACUAACGCAUCCUUGGUCCAACAAUCUCCUCAAGAUAUGGAAUUCACUAUAAAUAUGUCUCGCAAAUUGAUAAGCAAUUGUCGAAGAUUGAAAUCUGUUAACGAAGCUCAAAGGAAUGAAAUUAAUAAACUGCAUGUUGAAAUUAAAAAAAUUUCUGAGAAAAAUAAUGUCCUCAAUGACACAAUAUAUGAUUUAAAUGACAAAAAUUGGAUACUCGAAUCAGACUUAUCUAAGAUUCAUAAAGACUUCAGAGAACUCAAAAAUAAAUUCAAUAAGUUGGAAUACGAGAUUCAAUCUUGUAAUAAUUUAUUAAAAGAUAAAGACUCUCAACUCGAUUCGUUAAUAUCUUCAAAAGAGAUUUUGGAAAAGGAAUUGAAAGAACAAAGAAGUACUUUCAAUAAUGACAUAAAAUUACUUAAUUUACACAUCACAGAAUUAAAUGACGAAAAUGACGAAUUAAAUGAAAUAAUUAAAAAUUUAAAAAAUGAUAUUGAACGUUUAAAAGUUGAAAGCAAAAGACAGAACGCAAUCAUUACUGAAAAACAGAAUCAAAUCAACGAAAAUAUCACCAUGAUAUCUGAGUUACAAGAUAAAAUUACUAAAAGUAAAGAUAAUGAAAUAUUUGAAAAUGAGUCCCGCUCUGAUAUAAUGUCAAUUAAAUCAUUAUCGUCAGAAGAUGUCGAGGACUACGCCAUCAAACAUGAUUUGAAACUAAUUGAUAAUUCGAUAUUUGACACCAUGACACACGAACUGGAAAACUUGAGAUCCAUAGAUGAAUCCUUGAAAAUUCUUGAAGAACAUGGUUGUGAUCGUUUAUCUUAUUUAAGCCUAGACACUUUCAAUUCUCUAUAUUGUCCAUCAUUAGACACACUUAAAGAGAAGGCUAAAGCACAUAAUCACCACAUUAUAAAUGAAGAUUCUUUCAAUUUUUUAAACUCACUAAAUAAUUCUACACCUGAUAAAAAAUUGUUAACCGAUUUAGCUCAAAGGAUUAAAUGCAAUGUCCUAUCGUCAACAGAACUAUUUAAUAUGAAAGAAACUAUAGAUCAUCCUACAUUGGAAUACCUAAUAGACAGGACUAAAUCAUACAAUCAAUAUAUUAUAGAUGAAAAUUCCUAUGAUUUAUUAAACCGCUUAAAUGCAUCAUCCCCUGAUAAAGAUACUCUAGAGACUUUAGCAGAACAAAUAGGAUAUAGUUUAUUAUCAACUAAAGAAUUAUCGGAAUUAAAAGAAUCCCUUGACAGCCCAAGUUUGGUAUAUUUAAAAGAAAAGGCAAUUCAGGAAGGCCAUUUACUAAUAUCAGCCGAGGAAUAUGAACUACUUAAAGAGAAGAUUAAGAAUCCAACAAUCGAUUAUAUUACUAAGAAAUUAAGAGCUUAUAAUAGGGUAAUCUUGGAGGAAAAAGAACUUGAAAAACUUAAACAUUUAGUGGAAAAUCCUUCAACUGAAAAAAUCGACGACGUUUUAGCAAGUAAAAAACUGACUAAGAUAUCUUUAAGAGACUAUAACCAUAUGAAAGGUGUCAUAAACAAUCCUGACUUGGACUUUUUAUCCACAAAAGCGCAAAGAUUCAAUAAAGUAUUGAUCGGUAUAAAUGAAUUAGAAAGCCUGAAUAAAAUUAAAGACAGUCCCUCCAUCAACUUUUUGAUUACAAAAGCUAAUAAAUAUAAUAAAACUUUAAUAGAACAAACCAAAUUACAGGAACUAGAAAAGCUAAAUGGAAAUCCAGAUAUUGAGUUUUUAAAAGAAAAAGCGUCUGAAAUAGAAUUAACAGUUAUUCCAACGACACAAUAUGACGCAUUAGUUGAAACUAAAGAAAGACCAAGCCUAGACUUCUUGAAGGAGAAGGUACAAGACUACAAACAAGUGAUAGUUCCAGAAGAUGAUUAUGACACAUUAGUUGAGACUAAGGAAAGACCAAGCCUAGACUUCUUGAAGGAGAAGGUACAAGACUACAAACAAGUGAUAGUUCCAGAAGAUGAUUAUGACACAUUGGUUGAGACUAAGGAAAGACCAAGCCUAGACUUCUUGAAGGAGAAGGUAGACGGUUAUGAAUAUGUGGCUGUUCCAAAGACAGACUACGACGCAUUAGUUAAGACUAAGGAAAGACCAAGCCUAGACUUCUUGAAGGAGAAGGUACAAGACUACAAACAAGUGAUAGUUCCAGAAGAUGAUUAUGACACAUUGGUUGAGACUAAGGAAAGACCAAGCCUAGACUUCUUGAAGGAGAAGGUACAAGACUACAAACAAGUGAUAGUUCCAGAAGAUGAUUAUGACACAUUAGUUGAGACUAAGGAAAGACCAAGCCUAGACUUCUUGAAGGAGAAGGUAGACGGUUAUGAAUAUGUGGCUGUUCCAAAGACAGACUACGACGCAUUAGUUAAGACUAAGGAAAGACCAAGCCUAGACUUCUUGAAGGAGAAGGUACAAGACUACAAACAAGUGAUAGUUCCAGAAGAUGAUUAUGACACAUUAGUUGAGACUAAGGAAAGACCAAGCCUAGACUUCUUGAAGGAGAAGGUACAAGACUACAAACAAGUGAUAGUUCCAGAAGAUGAUUAUGACACAUUAGUUGAGACUAAGGAAAGACCAAGCCUAGACUUCUUGAAGGAGAAGGUACAAGACUACAAACAAGUGAUAGUUCCAGAAGAUGAUUAUGACACAUUAGUUGAGACUAAGGAAAGACCAAGCCUAGACUUCUUGAAGGAGAAGGUAGACGGUUAUGAAUAUGUGGCUGUUCCAAAGACAGACUACGACGCAUUAGUUAAGACUAAGGAAAGACCAAGCCUAGACUUCUUGAAGGAGAAGGUACAAGACUACAAACAAGUGAUAGUUCCAGAAGAUGAUUAUGACACAUUAGUUGAGACUAAGGAAAGACCAAGCCUAGACUUCUUGAAGGAGAAGGUACAAGACUACAAACAAGUGAUAGUUCCAGAAGAUGAUUAUGACACAUUGGUUGAGACUAAGGAAAGACCAAGCCUAGACUUCUUGAAGGAGAAGGUAGACGGUUAUGAAUAUGUGGCUGUUCCAAAGACAGACUACGACGCAUUAGUUAAGACUAAGGAAAGACCAAGCCUAGACUUCUUGAAGGAGAAGGUACAAGACUACAAACAAGUGAUAGUUCCAGAAGAUGAUUAUGACACAUUAGUUGAGACUAAGGAAAGACCAAGCCUAGACUUCUUGAAGGAGAAGGUACAAGACUACAAACAAGUGAUAGUUCCAGAAGAUGAUUAUGACACAUUGGUUGAGACUAAGGAAAGACCAAGCCUAGACUUCUUGAAGGAGAAGGUACAAGACUACAAACAAGUGAUAGUUCCAGAAGAUGAUUAUGACACAUUAGUUGAGACUAAGGAAAGACCAAGCCUAGACUUCUUGAAGGAGAAGGUAGACGGUUAUGAAUAUGUGGCUGUUCCAAAGACAGACUACGAUGCAUUAGUUGAGACUAAGGAAAGACCAAGCCUAGACUUCUUGAAGGAGAAGGUACAAGACUACAAACAAGUGAUAGUUCCAGAAGAUGAUUAUGACACAUUAGUUGAGACUAAGGAAAGACCAAGCCUAGACUUCUUGAAGGAGAAGGUACAAGACUACAAACAAGUGAUAGUUCCAGAAGAUGAUUAUGACACAUUGGUUGAGACUAAGGAAAGACCAAGCCUAGACUUCUUGAAGGAGAAGGUACAAGACUACAAACAAGUGAUAGUUCCAGAAGAUGAUUAUGACACAUUAGUUGAGACUAAGGAAAGACCAAGCCUAGACUUCUUGAAGGAGAAGGUACAAGACUACAAACAAGUGAUAGUUCCAGAAGAUGAUUAUGACACAUUAGUUGAGACUAAGGAAAGACCAAGCCUAGACUUCUUGAAGGAGAAGGUACAAGACUACAAACAAGUGAUAGUUCCAGAAGAUGAUUAUGACACAUUGGUUGAGACUAAGGAAAGACCAAGCCUAGACUUCUUGAAGGAGAAAGCAUUAGAUUAUGGGAAAGUAAUGGUUGAAAAUGAAUAUUUUAAGAAAUUAUGUGACAAUGUUUUAAAUCCAUCGCUAGAUUAUUUAGAAGAAAAGGCGUCCAAUAUGGGUUACUGUAUGGUUUUAGAUGAUAUGUACCAGGAGCUAAAGCAUAACUUUGAUCUGCCAACUCUUAAAUAUCUGGAGGAGAAAGCAAAGGAAAAGAAUUAUUUUAUUCUAACAAUUGAAGAAUAUAAAAAUUUAUUAAACUAUAGGGAUAAUCCUCAUAUCAAUUUCUUAAAGAAGAAAGCAAAUGAAUUUAAUUAUCUUUUAGUUAAGAAGGAUUCUUUCAAGAAGUUAAUAGAUACAAAUAUUCACCCAACUAUAAAGUUCUUGGAAACAAAAGUCAAUGCUCUAGACAAGAUCAUUAUUACAAAACAGACAUUACAAGAGUUGCAAAUGGUUAAAGAAAAUCCCAGUAUUGAAUUUUUAGCAGAGGCCUGUGAAAGGUUGAAAUACGCUAUUGUAAAAAAAUCUGAACUUGAAGAACUAAUAGAAUUAAGAGAAAAUACUCCAACAGAAUUUUUAAAGGAACAGUUAGCAUCAAAGGGUUAUGAAAUUAUUUCAAAAGAAGAUUUACAUAAGUUAUCUUCAAUGUAUGAACAACCUACUAUGGAGUUUUUAAUAGAGAGAGCUGCUACACUUCAUUGUAGUAUAAUUAAGACAGUUGAAUAUGAAGCGAUACUAAAAAAUACCAACAGUCCGACCAUUGAGUUUUUAAACAAGGCUGCUUCAAACUUACAUCAUAUUGUUAUUCCCUUGACCAAAUAUAAUCAGUUAAUGACAUCCAUGGAAAAACCUACUUUAGAAUAUUUGAUAGAUAAAGCUAACUUGUAUAAUAUGGUUAUUGUGGCAUCUGAUGAAUAUAAUGAGCUUAACACAUUACAGUCAUCUCCUUCACGUAAAUUUUUGGAGAAGAAAGCAAGCCAACAAGAUUUGGUAAUUAUCCCAAUAAGUGACUAUCAAGAAUUGAUUGACUUGAAAAAUAUGCCAUCUUUAUCAUUCCUUGAGGAUAAAGCUAACAAACUAAACAAAGUCCUUGUUAGCUCAGAAGAAUUUAAUUUACUAAAAAAUAGUAUCAACUUUCCAACCAUUGAAUAUAUAAAAGAAAAAGCAAAAAGCUUUAGUAGUGUUGUUAUACUUCGAACAUCUUAUGAAAAACUUACUAACAUACAAAACAAUCCACCAUUACCCUUCUUAAAAGCUAAAGCUGAAAGACAGGAAUACACUAUUUUACCAAUAAAAAUGUUAACCGAAUUACAAAAUAAUUUAAAUAAUCCUUCUUUGUCAUAUCUCAGGGAGAAAGCUUUAGAACUUAAUUAUUCAGUUAUCAACAAUGAUGAGUUAGACAGACUAAGUCUUAUUGAAAAAUGCCCAACAUUAGACUUUUUAAAGAAGAAAUGUAACACCUUAGGAUAUAAUGUUAUUGAACUUUCGCUUUUCAAUCACCUAAAAAAUAUUGAAAACAGCCCAAGUCUUAAGUUUAUAAAAGAAAAAGUUUCAAAAUUUGAUUCUGUAGUUAUAAAAAAAGAUCAAUUUGAAGAACUUUUACAAAAUAAAAUCAAUCCCGAUAUGGAAUUCUUAAAAUCUAGUAUUGAAAAAAUGAAUUAUUCAAUCAUUGAAACAAACGUCUUACAAGAUUAUCAAUCUCUUCAAAAUAAACCCUCACUAUCUUUUUUGAAUGAAAAAGUCGCGAUGUAUGAUUCCGUGAUAAUUUCCAAGAAAGAGAUCACCGAAUUAAGAAAUAAUUUAGAAAAUCCAAAGGAAGAAUUUUUAAUUGAAAAAGCAAGGUUGAUUGGGAAAUUGAUAGUGAAUGAAAAUAUUUAUUCACAACAACAAACUUUAUUGGAAAACCCAACAAUUGCAUAUUUACAAAUUCAUGCAAAGAAAAAUAAAUACAAUCUAAUAGAAGAAAACAAAUUAAGUGAACUCUAUAGCAAUAUUGAAAAUCCUUCCUUGCAAUACCUAAAGUCAAAAUGCGUAAAAUUUAAUAAUGUCUUGAUUGCUCAAGAUGAACUAGUAUCCCUAAAGGAGAAAUUAAACCAUCCAACUUUACAAUAUUUAGAGGAAAAAGCAUCGAGUCUACAAUAUUCCUUGAUUGAAUCCAAACAAUUAGAUAAAUUGUAUGAGAUGAUACAACAUCCAUCAAUAGAUUACCUACUGAAAAAUGCAAAAGUUUUUGAUAAAAUGUUAUUAGACACACAAGAAUAUAUGAGUUUGCAGAAGAACAUAAAUGAACCAUCUUCUGCAUAUUUAAAAGAAAAAUGCACAUUACUGGGAUUAAGUACCAUUGAAACAUCUAAAUUAAAUAAAUUAAACCAUAUCAUAGAGAAUCCUGAUAUUGAUUUAUUAAAUAGAGGUGCUAAAUUACACAACUACCAUUUAAUAUCUAAAGAUGACGAACGUGACUUAAAGAAUGUUGUAUCAGAUAUGGGCUUUAGGUUACAAGAAAAAGAUUAUUCUAUAGAAGAAUUAUCAGAGAAAGCAAAAGAAUUGGGAAUGAUAAUGCUAAGUGUCGAGAAAUAUGAGCAGUUACAAGAAAAAUUAUCAAGAAAUGAGACAAAGAUUAAAAAAUUCGUAAACUCUCCUUCUCAUAAAGAGCUACUUCAGCAAGUCAAUGCGCUAGGUUACAUUCCUUUGAAGAAAAAUGUAUAUGGUAGAUUACAAGAAAAAGUAGUAUUAAAUAGAAUUCAAUUAAAAACAAGAGCUUUGCAGAUGGGUUACCAUGUUAUAUCAAUUAGUAAAUACCAGGAAUUGACUGCAAAAGACUCUCGUAAACUUGAUAAAAUUGACCAACAAAAAAUAUCGCAAAAAGCAAAUAAUAUAAAUGAACUUAUAAAACAAGCUAUAGAACUGGGUAUUUCAUGCGUUCCUAACAAAGCUUUUAUCUCUGACAGCCCACUGUCUAAAACUUCAAAGAAGGAAGAUAUUUUAUUAGUAACAAAACCUUAUUAUGAAAAUCUAAUUUUGACAGGUACUACUAAAGCUGCAGCCUUGGAUGAUAAGGAAAUAUUAAAUGAAGUAAAGAGGCGUGGUAUAAGAGGGAUGGAAUUUGGAAAUUCAACUUCAAAUAAAACUAAUUCAUUUAGAAGAUCUAUAUCUACGAAUACUGUAUCACUAAGAAAACAAGCAACUAAUUUAAGAUCUACACAGCAUCAAAUAGAAUCGUCAGUCAAAACAAAAACACUGUCGUCUAUAAGUAGGGACAGUAGUAUUGAUAAUUUAUCCUGUUUUCAUAUGAAUAAAGGAAAUACACCAACAAAACCUGGUACAAAACUUCCUUUAUCAUUACGUCAAUCAACACCAUUUCCUCUAUCUACUUCUUCUUCCACACAAUCUAUAUCAUCAUCAAAGGCUACUGCUAUAACUCCUAUUACAAAGUCUACGAAGUUGGUAAGCCAUUACCAACAUAAAAAAAGCAAUAACUCUUUACAAUCAAUAUUCUUUGAAAAUGAAAAAGAUGUAGACGACGCCAUUACUAAAUCUUUGACAAAGACAUUUGUUGGUGAAUAUCUAUCAAAGAGAUAUUCUAAAUAUAGUAUAAUAGACAAUCCAUCCUUUACUCAUGAAAGGUAUAUGUGGAUUCAACCAUAUACCAUGACUCUUCAUUGGAGUAAUCAAGAUCCUAGAACAAGUACUGAAAAUAAAGUGAACAGUAAAAGUAUUCCAAUUUGUCAUGUCAGAAGUGUUAUCAAUGACCAUUAUAAUUCUGGUUUAAUGGGUAAAGAAAUGUAUUUCAAGAGUAUUAUGGUGUUAGAUAAUAACAGCCAUCAUGUUAUAUUUACAUGCCCAAAUAAGAAAUCUCACGAGACUUGGUUUAAAUCUUUAUCCUAUCUUAUUGAAAGAUUAUCUAACUAA